ACAUAUACAGAACAUACACAUAUAUACACAUAUAUACUACCAAUAAUGAACAUAGAUGUGCCAACAAAUAACAUAAAUGGGAGUGUCAACAUAAGAAGGUGAAUGAUUUUUUAAAGGGAGUCCACCAUCCUGGUAUGUUUUUGCAGUUUAUGCAAACAAAAGCCGAGAGAACUAGAGAUAGAGCCAGGAUGUCACUCCCAGAUUCUGUCACGCAGUUUCAGAGAAACGAAACUUAUCUCUUUGUCUCUGCCAGUGUGAGCGGCAAAACAGCCGAGGCCAUUAUAUCGGUGUGUCUGCUCAGAACCAGGAAAUAUCUCUUGCUCUUCUAACACAGAUUCAGAGAAACUACACAACAUUCUGAACUAAAAUUAAUCUCUGUCAAUUUGAGCGGUAAAAUGGCACAGGCUGCAGGUCUUCUGGAUCAGGACCAGUUGAGCUGCUCGAUCUGUCUGGAUAUACUCAAGGAUCCGGUGACUAUUCCCUGUGGACAUAAUUACUGUAUGGGCUGUAUUAAGGGCUGCUGGGAUCAGGGUGAUCAUACUGGUGUCUACAGCUGUCCCCAGUGCAGAGAAACUUUCACCCCAAGGCCUGUUCUGAAGAAAAACACCUUGCUGGAUGAAGUGGUGAAGAAAAUGAAAAAGACAGGACUCCAAGCUGCUCCUCCUGCUCACUAUUACGCUGGACCUGGAGACGUAGAGUGUGAUGUCUGCACUGGGAGAAAGUGCAAAGCCGUCAAGUCCUGUUUGGUGUGUCUGGCCUCUUACUGCGAAACUCAUCUCCAGCCUCACUAUGAAUCUCCUGCUUUUAAGAAGCAUAAUCUGGUCAAAGCCACUGAAAACCUGCAGGAGAAGAUCUGCUCUUGUCAUGACAAAGCGCUCGAGAUUUACUGUCGCACCGAUCAGCAGUUUAUCUGUUAUCUCUGUACAAUUGAAGAUCACAGAGGCCAUGAUACAGCUUCAGUUGCAACAGCAAGGACUGAGAAACAGAAGCAGCUGGGGGUGACACAGAGUAAAUUCCAGUGGAGAAUCCAGGAGAGAGAGAAGGAGCUGCAGGAUCUGAGACAGGCUGUGCAGUCACUCAAGCGCUCUGCACAGGCAGCAGUGGAGGACAGUGAAAGGAUCUUUACUGAGCUGAUCUGCUCUAUUAAAAGAAGGUGCUCUGAGGUGAAAGAGCUGAUCAGAAAUCAGGAGAAGGCUGAAGUGAGUCGGGCUGAGGGACAUUUGGAGCGACUGGAGCAGGAGAUUUCUGAGCUGAGGAGGAGAGACAUUGAGCUGGAGCAGCUUUCACACACAGAGGAUCACAUCCAUUUCCUCCAGAGCACUCAGUCUCUCUGUGUCCCUCCUGGACCUGGAGACUUACCCAGCAUCACUAUCAACCCACACAUCUCCUUUGAGGCUGUGAGGAAAUGUGUCUCUGAGCUGAAGCAGCGACUGGAGGACGUCUGCAAGGGUGAAAUGUCUAAGAUCUCCAAGGCAUGCAGAGCAAUGGGCAUUUAUGGCUGCUUCACUGAGACCAGAGAGCCUUCAGAAACUAGAGUCACAGCAGCUGAUGUGGAGGCCUGUCCCCUCUGCAUGAAGCCCUGGCAGAACAAGCUGAGGCUGAUAUGUACUCAUGCCUUCUGUGCAGCCUGUCUGCGUGACUCUGUGUCUAGAGUGGGUCGUCAGUGUCCAGUGUGUCUAAAAGCACUUGCAGUGGUAGGAGACCAGCCACAGGGACAGAUGACCGUGAAAAAUGACUUAGUAAAAAAUUUUUCAUGUAUUAGCUACAAUAUUCCCAAUGGAAUACAGACGGAGGCCCAUCCCAACCCAGGGAAGCCCUUUACUGGAAUCCAAACACAUGCCUGGUUACCAAAAAGCCGAGAGGGUGAGGAGGUGCUGAAGCUGCUGCGAAGAGCCUUUGACCAGAAGCUGGUUUUUACUGUGGCUGCAACCGGUGGAGCUGCAGACAGAGUCGUCUACGCUGACAUCCCCCAUACAAGACGCCCGAUUGUGCUCAGAAAUCCUGACUUCCUGCAGAAGGUGAAGGCAGCACUCAGUGCCAAAUUCAUUGAAUGAUUGGAUGAACAGAGACAUCAGAUCCUCAGCACAGCACCACCAAAUGGACAAGAAGAGAAAAUCACCACAUUACAAAGAUGGGCACACGAUAGACAGGCAUUAGAGAUCGAGAGGAACCAGCCAGUUGACCUUUGCACUCUAUGGGGUCAGAAAGAAGAAUCGUAACUGAAGGUAGUAGGUCACUGCUUUAGAAACACAUAUGUGAUAAAUCUACUCAAUCCUGAUGGAUCUGAUUCUAAUAACUCUCUGAUAGACUCUAUUACGCUGUGUGCUCCUCUGUUCCUGUGUAUGCAGUAACUGGAUUGGAUCUUCAAUAAUGAGGUCAUACAUCAAUCAAGUGUAGCUCCUCCCCACGUUACUGUAUCAUUUCCUCUCUGGAUUGUCUCCCAGAGAACAAUGUACACUAAUUUCUUAAUAUCUAUAUAUAAUCAUUUCCUCUCAGUAUAAAAACACUUAAUGACAGAGGCUCACCUUAAAAAUAAUGUGUUUCUCUUGAGGGUGAUAAAAACAUGCCAAAUACACAGUAUAAUAUGACAGUGUAAGGAUGCAUUAUACAAACAGUAUCAUUUUGGAUGCAUUCAUAUUUAGCUUUAUUAGUAAAAAAAUAUACCCAGUACAUGUACUGUUUUUAACAGAGAAUGUCUGUGUUAAAAAUAAAUAAUAAAUAAAUAAAUACUAUAUAUAUAUAUA
Molecule: messenger RNA, 2744 nt
Organism: Anguilla anguilla (European eel)
Lineage: Eukaryota; Metazoa; Chordata; Actinopteri; Anguilliformes; Anguillidae
Product: E3 ubiquitin/ISG15 ligase TRIM25-like
Exons: 7
Coding region: 396-2054 (552 amino acids)
Molecular function (GO): zinc ion binding
Source: RefSeq, a predicted model, not a curated record